This is a messenger RNA of Ctenopharyngodon idella (grass carp), 961 nucleotides long. It is a transcript of the gene alkbh4, whose product is annotated as alkB homolog 4, lysine demthylase. The record is from RefSeq and is a predicted model, not a curated record. The coding region runs from base 15 to 857 and encodes 280 amino acids. Gene Ontology annotation, molecular function: demethylase activity; oxidoreductase activity; actin binding. NCBI's taxonomy places the organism in Eukaryota, Metazoa, Chordata, Actinopteri, Cypriniformes, Xenocyprididae. Gene Ontology annotation, cellular component: midbody; contractile ring. The transcript has 3 exons. Gene Ontology annotation, biological process: actomyosin structure organization; oxidative demethylation; protein demethylation.
GACACAUUAAAGUGAUGCACAAAUGUGGCUCGAUGGCUGCCGGACAAAUUCCGAGUAUUAAUUGUGGUUGUAAAGGAAUAAGAACAUGUCUGAGGUGCGAGGCACAGAAGACUAAACAACAUUUACUGCAGAAGAAUGACCUGAUACAUUAUGAUUUCACCUAUGAUCCAGUGUCAAAGACAGCGGUCCGAGAGGAUGAGAGUGGUGCUCGACAGUCUUUUGUGUUUCCUGGAAUAUUUUUGUGGGAGAAUUUUGUGUCAGAAGAUGAAGAGAGAGAGUUGAUCGCCAGAAUGGAUCAAGACGUCUGGAGAGUAUCUCAGUCAGGCCGACGGAAACAGGACUUUGGGCCAAAGGUGAACUUCAAGAAACGGCGUGUCCGCGUGGGAGAUUUCACUGGCCUGCCUGCGAUCAGUCGCCACCUGGUGGACAGGAUGUCAAAGGUACCUCAGUUGGCCUCCUUCAAACCAGUAGAGCAGUGCAACCUAGACUAUGAUGCCAUCAGAGGAUCUGCUAUUGACCCUCACUUGGAUGACAGUUGGCUGUGGGGGGAGCAUCUGGUCACCAUUAACCUGCUCUCGGACACUGUCCUCACCAUGAGUUUAGAUCAAGGCUGGGGAGACAUGGACCGCGGAGAGGUGAGAGUGGCUGUGCAUUUACCAUGCAGAUCAUUGGUUGUACUCUACGGAGAGGCACGUCACCGGUGGAAACAUGCCAUCCACAGAAAAGACAUUCACGGGCGCAGAGUGUGCAGUACCUUCCGGGAACUGUCUGCUGAGUUUCUGCAUGGAGGAGAGCAGGAGAAACUGGGCUCAGAGUUGUUAGAUAUAGCACUGAGCUUCCAGGGUGCGCCUCUGUAAGUUGCCUUUGCUUAGAUAAGUGAAUGUAUGUUCAGUUUUCUUUACACACAACUGUAAAGUGAUUAUUUUUAAUUAUUAAUUUAAAUAAAUGCAUAUUCUUUUUA